Corticium candelabrum is the source of this 2969-nucleotide messenger RNA. Its product is annotated as apoptotic chromatin condensation inducer in the nucleus-like. The transcript has 5 exons. NCBI's taxonomy places the organism in Eukaryota, Metazoa, Porifera, Homoscleromorpha, Homosclerophorida, Plakinidae. The coding region runs from base 438 to 2807 and encodes 789 amino acids. The record is from RefSeq and is a predicted model, not a curated record.
CUUUCUAACUUCGUUUCGGUCAUGGGGGAGAAGGCCGGACGCGUAAUUGUCGCCACCUUGGGUUUAGGUCUCAUUGAAUCGGUUUAGGCACGUACUGGCUACCAGCUAACUCUACGUGGUCUCGAACUGUAGAACCCGUUAGGCGAAGUUUGGCAAGCGGGAUCGAAAAAUAAACAUCAGCCUCUGAUCUGCAUGACGGGACCGCCCACUCACGUGACGCUGCUCUCUUCCGCUGGUUAUUCACAAUUCUCUGUCGGUUGAUAAGCAGGUACUUGUGUCAAGUCGAGCUGCUUACGUCGAGGUAAGCUGUAAAUUACCGACUCGCGAGUUGCAGAUCGAAAACAGACGUCGAAUGGUUUUCGAUGUGGCACGUGCGAAGGCUUCCGACGUCGGAUCGUUUAGGUGGAGCGUGUUGAGGUGAUCCGGUGAGGUGGAGCAUGAACGAUCAUCACGUGGAUGAAGAAAGAAACGAAGAGGUUGAUGCGAUGAGUACUAAUCCACGACGUAGCGCGAGACUUGGCUCACGGUCGUCGUCGUGCUCGUCCACGCCUGUUUUAGGCGGCGCUGCCAUUGUGGCUAAGAUACAGAAUCUAGACGGUGCGCAGAUGAACGACGAGAGAGCGAAAGGCAAUGGAGCGUGCGUCAAAGUGGAGCAGCAGCAGCAGUCUUCAUGCAAAGAGGUCUUUGCAUGUGAUGUGGUCGAGAGCGGUUGUGCUGCUGGCCUGACGGCUCGUGCUCAAGAUUCGGGAGCGAGUGCGCCCGACACUUUUCCGUUGCUCGCGGGGAGUCCGGUGACGAUCAGCGGUGAAGUUUUCUACGAAGGCAACGACAUGCUUGUGGUCAGAGUCAACUGGCGCGGAUUGGAGUUUACCGGAACACUCAUCAAACAGGGGAAAGGCCAGUGGGCUCCGACCAGGAUGAGGAUGAUGGAAGAAGGGGAAGCUGAGGCUGAAAUCAGUCAAGAGAGAGCAGAGGAACCAAUUGUUAGAACAAGGAAGAGGAAAGGUCUUAGAGGUAGAGACAAGGGUAAUGGAGAGGAAAAGUCAUCUCCUGGAAGACCGACAAAUAGAAGGAGAGGAAGAGCAGCAAGAGCUAAGAAGGAAGAAGAGGAAGAAGAGGAGGAACACGAAGAAGGGGAAGAGGAGCAAGAAGUAAAGAGUAAGGGAAGUGAACAAGGAGACUCUAAUGGAGAAGAAUACAAGGUCUCCAAUACUACUCAACAAUCAUUACCAAGUCUUCGUUCUAAGAAACGAUCACCAGACACGACACCAACACCAACCAAGGAACUAAUGAAUGCCUACCAAACCUCUCCUCCUGACUCAAACAAACCAGAAUCACCCAGUGAACAGCCAGAGUACUUUGAAUGUCCCGAAGCUGAUUGUCCAAGAAAGUACAAGCACAUGAAAAGUUUGAAACAUCAUUUGGCCUGUGCCCAUCAGAUAGUUCGUCGACAUAAUCUGAAACGAAAACUACUUGGUGCCACGGGGCAAGAUUCAGAAGAUGAAGAGAGGAAGACUGAUGAAACAAUGCAGAGUCCAGCAUCAAAAAAGACAAAAUCACGUUUAUCAAAAGAACAUCCACGCAAAGGGAAGAUGAUAUCCUCACAGACUGAGUGUGGGAGUGGCAACAGUGAGAAAGAAGAGCAUGAGCUAAAGAAUAGUAUCUCUGAAGACGCAAAGCAAUCUAGAAAGAUGAAGCAGCGACAAGCGACAAGAGGAAGUCUAAAACAGCAAGUUCAGAGUGAAGAGGAUGACAAGAGAGAAGAUGGAGAAUGUGGAGGAAGUGGCCAGGAGACACCACCACCCAUGAAGGAGACUACUCAUGUUGGGCAGGAAAACAAAGAAGAUACUGGCAUGAAAGAUGACAUGUCUUCUAUUAUGCAGCAAUCAAGAUUUGGUCAUACGUUGUCAUUUGGUAACAAUUUCACUGUUGUGAACAGUCCAAGUGGUCGGUCAUUGACAUCUGUGAGUCCAUUGAAAGGAAGCCUUCCUGCUGCGCUGAAGAUCAGCAAUAAUCAAAUCCAUGGUAGGGAUGGUGCUUCAGGAGACAGCAGUGAAGCUCAACAAGGGCAAGGGUUGCAUCAGUCAUCUCUAACACCUGCAAUUGAGAGAAUAACAGUAGGACGAACUGUUGCCAACACAACGACAACUGCUCAACUGCCUACUGAAUGGUCAAAAGCAUUUCCGAGUGCAAGAGAUGAAGGACAAACGAUGAGAUCAAAUCAGCAUUCGGAUAGGCAUGUGUCUCCUGCUGGAGGAAGUAGGAGUCCCUCUAAUAUAAUGAGGAAAAACCGGCUUACUUCUUUGAACAAUACAGUGGCUGACAAGUCACCUGCAAAGGCUGAUAUUUCAACUGCUACACAAUCUAAACCAGAGCCAUAUGCUAGAUUAGGUGAAGCAGCUGCUGCAGGCUACAAGACUGACAAUCAACGAAUGAAAGUUGAGCACAAUUUGUCUGACUUCCAUAUGUCUGGGUCUCCUUCCGUUAGCUCUGGUGUAGAUGGUCAUCUACCUAGAAAUAGUUCGAGCGUUUUUGGUCACUUGUCGGCAUCUAAGGACUACCAACAGGCUAUACGGUUGAACAAUCCACGUGAUCAUCCAUUAGGCAUGACAGCGUUUUCUCCAUUUCCCUUCUUUCCUGACAUGUUUGGCGGAUUUCCCAACUUCUCUAAUUAUUCAUUAGGAAGAGAUAUCGCUUUCCCUAUUGGAUUUGCAGGACUUAAUGCUAUUGGCCCUGCCAGUGACUUGAACAUGAGAGCAUCCAUUGCAGCUGCUGAAUUGAAUAAAGCAAGGGGAGGGAACACAUGAGAGACCUUGUAACUUUUUAUAUUUGAACAGGUGAUUUGUAAGCUAAGUUGUAAUCAUAGUGAUUCCUAUGUAUGCAGAGAUGAGUUUUAUUUCUGUGUUAUAGCGCUUUAAUCGUGAAAGUUUUGCAUGGCAAUGGUCCAGCUAAUAAAAUAGUACAGUUGC